AUUGAACCCUGUCACCAUGCAGGUUCAGAACAUAGAGCCGCUUGAUAAAAUAGAAAGGUGUGAGUGGGAAAGAGACAGCCCUUUCGGAAUGGAGAUAGACAGUCCACAGGUAAAGGAGAAUCUCAGCCCUGUGAGCCGGCAAGACACAGACAGUCCCUUAAAGAGACGGGAGAAUCCCUUCAUCAUGAACAAAGAGAGCCCUUUGAAAAAAGAGAGUCCUAGUAGAAGAGAUAAGGAGAGUCCUCGUAGAAAGGAUAGCCCUUACAGAAGAAGCCCUCAUAGAAGAGAUAAGAAGAAACAUAGAGAUAGAAAGAAGGAUUACAGAUCUAAAAGCAGAGAUUCAAGAAGGAGUGAACGUAAGAGUGUAGAGAAAGAAAAGAAGAGGGAGCGAGAGAGUGAGAAAGAAAGCAAGAAGUACAAGCCCAAGCAAGAGGAGUUGGAAAAUGAAAUCAUAUCUUUGGAGGACAAUUCUGAUGAUUUGAUUGAUUUGACUGGAGAUCAGUCGGAUUCUAAAGAGUGCGAGACGGAAGGCGAGCGCGCCAAGCAGCAGGAGCGGCGCCGCCGAGCCGCCGAGUUCCUCAGGAAGGUCGGCGUCGACCCCGCCGCCGCCGCGCUGCCCACCUCCUCACUGGCCAGCGCUAUGGUAGACACUUUGGAGUCAUUGAGAAAGAAAAAGGCAGAAGAAGAAGAGAAGAAACGCCGACGGGACAAGAGAAGGCACAGGGAUAAGAGAGAGUAUGACAGUGAAACCCACAGGAAGAGCAAGCGCAGAAAGUAUAAGUCCUCAGAUGAAAAUGAUGAAUCGGAUUAUGACAAUACAAAAAAGAAGAAACGCAAGAAGGAAAGGAAACACAGCUCCAAGAACAAGAGAAAACGCAGGAAAGAGACUGAGGAGGAGUUAGAAGAAGCCCCAGUACCUGUCAACAUUGACCUCACCAACACCUUGAAGGAGUUAAGGACUUCCUCACCAACUAAAGAACUAGGUCUUGACAUCGAGAGCACCUUGAUCAACUUCCUCCGACAACAGUCCUCAGACGAAGAGGUAACAAGAGAUAAGAGAAGAAAGAAGGAAGAGAGGGAGUACAGCGAAGGGGAGUGGUCGAGUGACAGCGAGGGAGAUUCCAAAUCAUCUGCUAGUGGACGUUGAGCGAUAUUGAACUUUAUUUUGAAGGUCUUAAGGUACUUUAUUGAAUUACAGGUUUUAAUUAUAAUUUUUAAUGUGAGAUAAGUUUGAGUGUAAGCAGAAGGUAUAUAUCAAAGAUAAUACUCGUCAAGUUCUUUUUUAUGGUAGUUUCUAUGAUAUUAUUGAAAGGACAAUGAGAAUCGGAAAGGAUUUUGGACCUAGUACUGCCUAGAGUGAAGACAGUGUAUUUCGGUCAAUCGAUUUACAACCGAAAACGCGUUUUCCUCUUGCCUUUCAAUCCAGGGUUAGACUUCGGGUGCAAAAACUUCAUCCUGGGCAGAAUUUGGCACAUACGCUGUCAAUUUCCUUUGAUUGAUUAAGUAUGAAAUUUAACGUGUUUCAUAAAAACCUAGCGAGGUGGACUUUUAAUUAUUUAAUAACGGUUUACUCGCGUGUAUUCAUCAGGAUAGCCCCGACUAGUUUCGGACCCAAACGUAGCCCAGCCUUACCCAAGUUUUCUCACGUGAGUAAAUUGUUACAUAAUAAAUAAAUUGUAGAUCAGAUGAGAAUUUACUUAUAUCACAAGGAAACUUAAUUCCUAGGAGUUUAAGUGUUUCUAGUCAUGUUUAAACAAACUUAUCCAAUAUUUCCAUCCUUCAAUAUUUAUUGAUAUUGACUACAUUAUUAUUUCAGACUUAUCUGAAACUGAAAUAAAUUUCAAUUAGUAAAAUAACAUUUCUCCACUUGUAUAUAGAAUAAAAAACAAUGAAAUAUUGACAUUUAAAAAAAUAUACACUACAUUUUAAAUUUCCAAAAGUAUAACUUAUCGGGCACUUUAAACCAGCCUUUAACUUACCACUCUAUAAUAGACUGAUUCAUAAAGUUUUUAAAGUCGACACAAACGGACCCACAGACACAACAAUCUUCCAUAAAACAAUGUGCA
Trichoplusia ni (cabbage looper) is the source of this 2066-nucleotide messenger RNA. RefSeq names its product protein FAM133-like. The coding region runs from base 17 to 1147 and encodes 376 amino acids. Lineage: Eukaryota; Metazoa; Arthropoda; Insecta; Lepidoptera; Noctuidae. The record is from RefSeq and is a predicted model, not a curated record. The transcript has 6 exons.